Messenger RNA from Enhydra lutris kenyoni (northern sea otter), 696 nucleotides. RefSeq names its product kallikrein related peptidase 15. NCBI's taxonomy places the organism in Eukaryota, Metazoa, Chordata, Mammalia, Carnivora, Mustelidae. The record is from RefSeq and is a predicted model, not a curated record. Gene Ontology annotation, biological process: proteolysis. Gene Ontology annotation, molecular function: serine-type endopeptidase activity.
UGUAAGCCCCACUCCCAGCCAUGCCAAGUGGCCCUAUCUGAGCAUGGGAGUUUCAGCUGUGGCGCUUCCCUCAUUUCCGCACUCUGCGUGCGGUCUACAACCCACUGCCAAACCUGCCUCAUGAGAGUGCGCCUGGGCAAGCACAAUCUGCGCAAGCACGGUGGUCCCAAGCGGCUGCGCACUGUGGCCCGAGUCAUCCCACACCAGCGCUUCGAAGCGCGCAGCCAUCGCUGCGACAUGUUGCUACGUCUGACACGGCCCGCGUGCCUCUCCCUGCAUGUGCGCCCCAUGGCGUCGCUGCCCACACGUUGCCCUCAACGGGGUGAGGCCUGCGUGGUGUCCGGCAAGGGCAUGGUGUCUGAUGACAAGCCUGGGACCAAAGGGAGCACAGAGUCACAAGGUGGAUACCCAGACACCCUGCAUUACGCCAACAUCAGUGUUACCCCAGCCACAUCUUGUAACAAGGACUACCCAGGCAACCUGAUGGCCUCUAUGGUGUGUGUGUGUGGGGGGGUACAGGGCGGAGGCCCGGACUCCUGUGAGGGUGACUCUGGGGGACCCCUGGUCUGUGGCAGAGUCUUGCAGGGCAAUGUGUCCUGGGGUGAUGUCCCCUGUGACACUACUACCAAGCCUGGUGUCUAUACCAAAGUCUGUAGCUACUUGGAGUGGAUUAAGGAAAGCAUGAAGAGGAUCUGA